Caenorhabditis remanei is the source of this 399-nucleotide messenger RNA. RefSeq lists its product as uncharacterized. The record is from RefSeq and is a predicted model, not a curated record. The transcript is spliced from 4 exons. NCBI's taxonomy places the organism in Eukaryota, Metazoa, Nematoda, Chromadorea, Rhabditida, Rhabditidae. Gene Ontology annotation, molecular function: calcium ion binding. The coding region runs from base 1 to 399 and encodes 132 amino acids. Gene Ontology annotation, biological process: establishment of protein localization to extracellular region.
AUGUACUUCCAGUCGGAGCUCCGCCCACUCGAGCGUGGAGGAAACGAGCCGUGCGUCGAGGAGUUCAUUGAUAUGUGUGACGACAUGGUUGUCGACGGAUCGAUCUCUGUCGACGAGUGGUGCGACUGCUUCACAUUUGCCGACGAUUUGAGACACGAGCCACCGUGUCACAAGGCUAGACACGAUGUCGACCCACACCUUCUCGGAGUCUUCUUGCCCCGCUGCGACCUCGAAGGAUUCUACAAGCCAGAGCAAUGCCACGACGGCAACUGCUGGUGUGUCGACCGUUACGGACGUGAAUUCGACAAAUCCCGUGUUCAGAACACCCUUCCCGACUGUGGACAGUAUGCCUCCGACUUGACCGAGGAAGACGUCGCCUAUCUCAAGGCUAGAAUCUAA